Messenger RNA from Cololabis saira (Pacific saury), 948 nucleotides. RefSeq names its product olfactory receptor 6N1-like. The record is from RefSeq and is a predicted model, not a curated record. Bases 1 to 948 code for a protein of 315 amino acids. NCBI's taxonomy places the organism in Eukaryota, Metazoa, Chordata, Actinopteri, Beloniformes, Belonidae. Gene Ontology annotation, molecular function: olfactory receptor activity; G protein-coupled receptor activity. Gene Ontology annotation, cellular component: membrane. The transcript has a single exon. Gene Ontology annotation, biological process: G protein-coupled receptor signaling pathway.
AUGAAGACUAACAGCAGCCUGAACUCAUAUUAUUUUCAGUUAACACUAUUUACAGAUUUUGGAAACCUCAGAUAUCUUUUCUUCAGUCUGUGCCUGCUGCUCUACGUGACCAUAAUCUGUGCUAAUGUUGUCAUUAUUCUGGCAGUCUGGCUGGAGAAAUCCCUGCAUGAGCCCAUGUAUUUCUUCAUCUGCUGCCUGUCUUUUAACUCUCUGUACGGCUCGGCCGGCUUGUUCCCCAGGCUUCUGACAGAUAUCCUCUCUGACACACAUUUCAUAUCACGACCAUCUUGUUUCAUCCAAGCAUUUGUCAUAUACACAUAUGCAUCAUGUGAAAUGACUCUUCUCUGUGUCAUGGCUUAUGAUAGGUUUGUUGCUAUUUGCCAGCCUUUACAUUACUGCAGUAAAAUGACAUUUAAGAUGGCUCUGUGUCUUGUAAUUUCGGCUGAGCUUUACUCUGUAUCUAUUAUUAGUUUGUGUCUUUACCUCAGUGUCAUUUUGCCUUUGUGUGGUAAUAAAGUACACAGGCCUUUCUGCACCAACUGGCCUGUGGUUCAGCUCUCCUGUGUGGACACAACUGUGAAUGACAUAGCAGGCCGGGUGGUUGCCGCGACAACAAUCUUCAUCCCCCUGCUGUUUGUCCUGUACACCUACCUGCGUAUCCUGCUGGUCUGCAGGAGAAGCUCUACUGAAUUCAGAGGGAAAGCGCUUCGAACCUGCCUGCCCCACAUUGUUACAUUUCUGAACUUUUCUUUGUCUGUGUUCUGCGAAGUGUCUCUUAAUCGUUUGAACAUUAAUGAAUUUAACACUUCUUUCAUUGUGUUUCUGUCUGUGGAGUUUUUAGUCAUUCCCCCUGUCAUCAACCCUUUUGUUUAUGGACUGAAACUUCCUCAGAUUAAAACUGUCAUUUUUAGACGGCUAAGGAUAAGCAAAAGGUUUCCAAGAAAAUGA